This is a messenger RNA of Python bivittatus (Burmese python), 664 nucleotides long. RefSeq names its product chromosome unknown C17orf67 homolog (gene CUNH17orf67). The record is from RefSeq and is a predicted model, not a curated record. NCBI's taxonomy places the organism in Eukaryota, Metazoa, Chordata, Lepidosauria, Squamata, Pythonidae.
UUGUGUGGCAUUGGAAUCGCACAGCAAUAUGGAACACUGCCUCGGCUUUUCUCUUGGCCUUUCGGGAGAUCUACGAAGAGUCUCUGGCUUUGAAAUUGGUACGGUAGAGUAAAUCUGAUGGAAAAUACAGUAAUUUGAUCACAGGCUGUCAGUGCUGCUAUACUUUCCUCAUUUAGCUAAGAGGUAUGUGUGUUCUGUGUAAGUUUUAUUUACUUUAACUUCUCCAACUUAUAAACAAGCUCUAGUUUAUUAUUCAAAAGAUCUCGGAUUCCAUUCAUGCCUCCUGAGAGAAUGCUGUGAUGAAAGAAUACUUUGUACAUUGUACUAUUCAUAUAUGUGUGUGAGUGUGCGUGUGUGUAUAUAUUCCUUUUAAAUGCUGUAUCCUAUAUCUAACAGCUUAACUAUUCUUGUUCAUUUUUUUUUAAAAAAAGAUGCCUCACUACCAGAAAAGAAAGCCAAGCAGCUUUUGAGAAUCUAUUGCGAACGCAGACCAAAAGCUGGUUUCCCUGAUGAAUCAAUGAGGGAACAGUUGCUUUACCUCCAGCAUUUGGAGUAGAGAUCAGAAGAACAAUUUCUUAAGCACUGGUAGAAUCCAUACUGCUACUCACAUUUCAAUAGAGAUGCAAUUUAUCAGGUGUCAAGAGUGACAUUUUCCCCAGACUGA